Octodon degus (degu) is the source of this 471-nucleotide messenger RNA. Its product is annotated as ribonuclease 7. Gene Ontology annotation, biological process: defense response to fungus; defense response to Gram-positive bacterium; defense response to Gram-negative bacterium. Bases 1 to 471 code for a protein of 156 amino acids. Gene Ontology annotation, molecular function: nucleic acid binding; RNA nuclease activity. The record is from RefSeq and is a predicted model, not a curated record. NCBI's taxonomy places the organism in Eukaryota, Metazoa, Chordata, Mammalia, Rodentia, Octodontidae. The transcript is spliced from 2 exons.
AUGAUACGAGCCGAACCAAGUUACUUCUCCCUGCUGCUGCUCCUGCUGCUGGGACUGUGGGUGGCAGAGAUCCCAGUCCACGCCAAGCCCAAAAACAUGACCCCAGCUCAGUGGUUUGCAACUCAGCACGUGCAGCCCAAGCUUCAAGCCUGCAACGCGGCAAUGGGCCAUGUCAACAAGCACACAGAGCGCUGCAAACCCCUCAACACUCUCCUGCAUACUACCUUCUCCAGUGUGGCUGCCACCUGCCAGACCCCCAGUCAAAUGUGCAAGAACGGCCAUAAAAACUGCCACCAGAGCCCAAAGCCUGUGUCCCUGAGCACAUGUAAGCAUAUUUCAGGGAAGUACCCCAACUGCAACUACAGAGAGAAGCGCCUGAGCACAGAUUACAUAGUGGCCUGUGACCCUCCCCAGAAAAAGGACUCUGGGAAAUUCCACCUGGUUCCUGUGCACUUGGACAGAGUCAUUUAA